Molecule: messenger RNA, 5711 nt
Organism: Maylandia zebra (zebra mbuna)
Lineage: Eukaryota; Metazoa; Chordata; Actinopteri; Cichliformes; Cichlidae
Gene: tcf3b
Product: transcription factor 3b
Biological process (GO): regulation of transcription by RNA polymerase II
Cellular component (GO): transcription regulator complex; chromatin
Molecular function (GO): DNA-binding transcription factor activity, RNA polymerase II-specific; RNA polymerase II cis-regulatory region sequence-specific DNA binding; protein dimerization activity
Source: RefSeq, a predicted model, not a curated record
UACGAUAGCCUUCCGCUGGGUACGCUAGUGCUCGUAGCGCUCCCGUAUUUUGAGGCUUACAGAUACCGGAGCCCAAACCAAGCGUCGCGGGUACAGGUUUCCCGUGUUUCGAGUACCGGAAAACGUUGAGUGUGUAUUUUCCCCCUCUGAAAAACAGCCCAUCUCCGAAAGGCGUUUGAAAUCGGACACCGCUGGCGUUGAGGCCGUCACGUUUGUGCGGAGGGAUACGUUGUUGCGUCUGACAAUGUGGACGGAGGUGGUGAAGAUGUCUACGAGAAGAAUGAAAUCAUCUCAGUUGUAACAACAAAAAAGGAAGACGUGAGAUUAGUUACUAUAAUAGAUUUGUUUGCACACAGACUUGUUACAGAGAGGCAAACACGUGGGCGUUGUGUGGAAAAAACAGGCUUCCCGGGACAAAAGGAAGACAUCUACUGUGCUCCAAUGCGUUUCAUGCACUGAGGUCGAAAUACUCUUGAAGUUUUAUGUUUUUCUCCUUGCGAGUCUCCGCUUUUCUUUUUACUCUUGGAUACCAGACACACGGGGAGGAGAGGGUUUAUUAGAAACUGAAGGGUAUGAACGAACAGCAGCAAAGAAUGGCUGCAGUGGAAACUGACAAGGAACUCAGCGACCUCCUGGAUUUCAGCGCGAUGUUCGCGCCUCCAGUAGCCAAUGGGAAAAACAGAACGAUGACACUCGCCAGCUCUCAGUUUGGUGGAUCAGCAAUAGACGAGCGUAGCGGCUCUGGGUCUUGGGGCUCCGCGGAACAGAACAGCCCCUCGUUCAGCCAAGGACGGGGUUAUGGAGAAGGAUCCCACUACAGUGAGCACGAAGCCUUGUCCUCUCCAUUCAUCAGUUCAGGGAUUGCUGGUAAAAAUGAGAGACCACCGUAUUCUUCGUUUGGAAACCAGCCUGGUUUUCUUCCUAGCGACAUUGCGAUGCCCAGCCCAGAUGCCAUGUCACCCUCUGGUCUGAAGUCUGGCUCUCAGUUUUAUCCUUCAUAUCCUAACAACCCCAGGAGAAGGCCGCCUGAAGGAGCCAUAGAAACCCAGCCAAAGAAGAUUCGGAAACCCCCUGGCCUGCCGUCCUCGGUGUAUGCUUCCACAUCUGGUGACGAGUAUACCAGAGAAAAUGGGGGAUAUCCUGGUGCUAAGCCUGGAGUCUACCCUACCUCUUUUUACUUGCAAGAUGACCCCUGGUCAUCUUCUGGCUACUCUGCCAUGCUGGGUAAUUCCCCUCACAUUGGACAACCAGGCUCCUUUUCUGCAAUCAAUCCACAGGACAGGAUGAACUAUCCUCUGCACAGCAGCGAGGUCAACGGCUUCCACUCGGCCCCGACCACCUACAACCACACGCCCACCAUCAACGGAGAAGGCAUAAUGGCCAACCGAGGCACCACAGCUGGCAGUUCAGGAGAUGAAAUUGGAAAGGCUCUUGCCUCAAUUUACCCAUCGGACCACAACAGUAAUAAUUUCUCCUCAGCUCCAUCUACUCCUGGAUCUCCUCAGGCCAUCGCAGGACCUCAGUCUCAGUGGCAAAGACCAACCACACCCAACUAUGAAGGGCCACCACAUGCACUGCAGAGUAAAAUGGAGGAUCGCUUGGAAGAGGCCAUCCACGUGCUCCGUAGCCACGCUGUGGGCCAGGGCCCCGGCUUAGAGGGCGCCCACUCUGACAUGCACAGCCUGCUGUCUUCAGUACACAACGGGGGCCUCGGAGGCCUCUCUCCGGCUUUCCCCAAUGCAAGUCUUGCCCUCAGCAACAGACAUCCCGCAAUGCAGGGUGGGAAACAUGAGGAGCCCACAGGUCUUCCUCCCAGCAGCACUCUCCUGCACGGUCAUCACGCAUCUGGACCCACACCAGCAGUAAGCCAGCCAGAAGGCUUUACCAGUCUCCCGGGUGGUUUGGCUCGUUCCUCACACUCCUCCAGCAGCUCAGAUAUCAAAAGAGAAGACAAGGAGGACGAUGAAAAUUCAUCUGUUGCAGACAAGUCAGAGGAGGAAAAGAAAGACACCAAAGCGGCACGCAGUCGAACAAGAAAGGAGGCGUUGACCCUCCAGAUGCUCUCUGGCCUUUCAGACCAGAAAGAUGAUGAUCAGGAAGACGAUGAGGACCUUCCCCCCGAGGUGAAGAUGGAGCGCGAGAGGGAACGACGAGUGGCUAACAAUGCCCGUGAGCGCCUUAGGGUACGGGACAUCAACGAGGCAUUUAAGGAGCUUGGGAGGAUGUGCCAGCUGCACCUCAGCCACGACAAACCUCAGACCAAACUUCUCAUCCUUCACCAAGCUGUUAAUGUCAUCCUCAAUUUAGAACAACAAGUCAGAGAGCGUAACCUAAACCCAAAGGCAGCGUGUUUAAAACGCCGCGAGGAAGAGAAGGUGUCUGGGGUGGUGGGUGAAGCACCCAUGCAGCUCUCAGGAGGCCAUCCUAGCAUGGGUGGAGAUGGCCACAAUCCAGUUGGCCACAUGUAACACCAGAUCUGGUGGUGUUUUUCUGGCUGUCAGAGGAUGUGGCCUUAACAGAUUUCUUCCACCCGUUAUUCUCAAGUGUGUAUGUGUGUGUGUGUGUGUGUGUGUGUGUGUGAGAGCGUGUGUAUGUGGACAUGUCUGUGUAUUGUCCGUUCAAAUUUCAAGAUGCACACUCGUACACACAUGCAUACUGCCAAAACUGACACAGCCUGUUUGUCGCACUCCCAACCAUGACUACAAGCUCAAAUGUGAAGAACUGCCUUUUUUUUUUCUUUCUUUUUUUUUUUUUAAUUACAUGUAAACUUUUUUUCUUUUCUUUUUUUCCUGGUUUCCACAUGAUGAUGAUGAUGAUGAUGGAACACAGGAGUACUAUUUUUAUUUCUUUGUCCUGCCACACAUUGGGGCUUCACACACUGCCGAGAGGUGCUCUGGUGGGAGUGGGGGGGAGAAGAGAGAGAGAGACCUAAACAAAUGAUUUGAAUCAAGGAUUUGUGCCUAAUUGUUACAUGUUUUCUAUUUGACAUUUAAGCAAAUUGCUUUACAUGUGAGGAACAUUUAUUGUGAGGGAUUGCUUAUGUGUAUGAGCAAUUAUUUUUAAUGUAUGUCAUUCCCAGCGUGAUGGUACAGUCUUACAUAUGUUAUGUAACCAAGCCCAUAGUUGAAGUUGAACUGUCAAAAUUAUUUUCUGUGUGUGUGUGUGUGUGUGUGUGUGUGUGUGUGUGUGUGUGUGUGUGUGUGGAGGUUGGGGAAAAGGUCACAAGGCAAAGGUCACAGUUUUGACAGUUGAAACGCAGCUUGAAGCAUGAAAGACGGAACUCUGACUUAGAGACAGUCUCUGGCCGGAGCCCGGUCACAUCACACAAGGCAUCUGGAGACUUGGAAUUGAAGACUUCUCCCUUGAAGACGAUAAUCUAUCCAAGUGGGAGAAUCUGUCAACAAAACAAAACUGUUCUUCCUGUUUGUUGACCACAAAUUCAAGUGUUACUCCAGUAGUUGCUUGUUAUCGAUCCAGGUUUUUGUACCGCUUUAUGUACUAAAGCAUCCACAGACGAAAGCACAGUCAUGUAGUUUUAGGCUGGACUUUGAGUGUUGACCUGUUUCACGUUUCAGUCCCUGUGAAAGUCUGUAUGAAAGCCAUUUGAAUUACUCGCUGAGUGAACAGCGCCCUUUAGUGCUGUAUCUUUGAAGUGGUUUUGAUGGUGCCAACAGACUUAACGGCUCGAAUAUUUCCCCUUAAUUGAAGUUCAGCAAAAGGAGAAAAACAAAAAUUACAAAAAAAAAAAUUUAAAAAGAAAAUCUGGGUUUCUACAACGGAGGGAUCUCAUCAGUCCACGGGCGUUAAAGCAGACGAGCUUCUGUGUAACCGAAGCUUUGUUUCCUAAAUGAGCAUUCCCACUGAACUGCAGCCCUUCACCUUUCUCCUGAGUAAGUGUGUUUUCACGUUUCUUACCGAGAGAAGUGUGAUGUGUAAAUUCACUUCAUACAUUAUUCUGUUUCAUUUUUCAAAAUUAAAUAUAUAUAAAAAUAUAUAUUUUUUGUUAGUCUAUACAUUGUAGAUUUUUUACAUAAAUGGCAAUAUUAGUUUGAAGUUUAGAGUGUAUUGUAGAUGAGCUGUAUAAGGGGAUAUUUGACAUUUAAUUCAAAAUUGAACUGGGAUGGCGGUGGAAAAGGGUUGACGGGAUGACAAAUGGAAAAUGUUAAAAGCGUUUGGUGUGUCCUUUUAUUCCAGUUUUAGUUGUGAAGCGUCUCAUCAGCUACCCAAGAGAAUUCUUUCUGUCCAUUUGGGAGCGUGUGGGCAGAAUCGGUGCCACGGACCUGCUGAGGCAUUCUGACCCCAGCAGGGGGCGCUGGAGAAAAAUGGGGGAGGGGAUUUUUGUCUCUAACAGUAAUUAUGCAACUGGUUUUUGAAUGUAGCUACCAUACAAAUGUGGAUCGCCUUCAUUUUCAAAGUUGUGUUCCUGGGUUUUGUCAGUACCGUGUAAUAGUUUUCACUUCACUCUUCUUUGUUUCUGAUGUCUGUCCUCAAUCGAGCAGCGCUUGGCGUGCAGCUCGCUGUUCAACUUCCUGCUCGUUUAUUUUGGAGGCAGAUGCCCGUGUUUGGGUGUAAGGUUAAGGGCAAUAUGGAGAACAAAAACAGUGUUAUUGUGAUGUUAUUCCCAUGUCAUGUCAUGUUGUGAAUGGCUUCUUUUUACCAACAUGUAAUCACAAAUGGGAGGUGGAGCAUUUUGUGUGUUUAAUUUCUACAAAAAGAGAUGAAGAAAAAGACCUAUACAAAUCAAUAGUGUGGCCUUUUCAUUCUCAAGACUUAAGAUGUCAUGAUGGGAGAGUGAUGCCUUAUCAGUGCCUGAACUUGUAUUUUAUUUUAUUUUUUUCAUUUAAGACAGUUUUUAUUUUGUGAACCAUAUCAUUUCAUUUAUCAUGGAGAUUAAAGAGGUACUUGUUCAUUCCCCCACCCUCCCUUCUCCUAAUGCUUUUUUCAGUUUUCAGGAAGAAGUUUAAAUGGUAUAAAGAGAUUUUUCUUUCAGUGUAUCUAGUUAAAAUAAAUAAAUGUUACAUAGAUCUUGUUUAGUUUUUAUUCCUCUUUUUUUCCCCUGAAAUAUUCAACUGGAUUGUCCAAUCUGCUGUGUUAGUGAAGGUCACGGGUCCAGGUCCUGAGUUUUCUGUCUGUCCUGUAUUGCUAAAGCGUGGCAGGGUUCAAGAGGUGCUGCUUCUGACUCUGCUUGUCUGCUUUUGAUGCACAGAAACCUGUUUCGGUAUGUGCUGCAUGGUGUCGGCGUGGACAGUUUAUUUUCAGGUGUAAAGACUUUCUGCAUUGUGGCGUCCAAGCCCUUCGCUGCAGUGACUUUCAGUAUGUGUCGUCACUAGUGACAAUUUUAAACCCCAACCUUUCACUCUUCCAGCUCUUUGAUGGUGUUGAUGGAGACUCUUGGGACAUCCUUGAUCACUUAAGUCAAAAAGUUGUGUUUUGAAGUUUUGUCUAUUGUCACAUGAUCAAUCUGUGUACUGGAUACUGCGAUGGCAAUUCCAAGAGAAGAAUCGGAUUAGAUGUAAAUUAGUAUUCCCUGGGCUGGACUUCUGUGGCGGGGGGAGCUUUUUCUUUCUUGUUUGAAGUCUUGAUAUAGACACAGUUUGAAAUCUGACAAACAAACAGCCACCCCAGUCACUGCAGGAGCUUGUAAAUGUUUCAGCUGAUGGGCUUGGACUUGUUUUGUUCACACGAGAGCAUAAUUAAAAACUUUCUUUCGA